CAUCAGUAGCGAUACCCCAUUUUCCAGCUGUCCCUCAGUCGGCCGGGAUUUCAGAACCACGGGAGAAUCACCGGAAAGGGUUUUGGUGAUAAAACGGCUUACUUUAAGGAGAAGAUACCACGUUAUAUGGUCACAUAAAGACGCAACGACCUACCGUAUCCAGUAUUUCGUCAUGGAGGCUGAACUAUGAGGUGUUGUGUAGCUGUAGACGACGAGUGAACCAUGGCACAGUUCCCCACCACAUUCACAGGUCCAGAUGUGUUUCUGAUCUCAGUGGAUGAGAGAGCCAAACAUGAUCAGCAGUUUCACAGCCUCUCUCCGACAGCCGGGGGUUACAUCACAGGUGACCAGGCCAAGAACUUCUUCCUUCAAUCAGGACUGCCCCCUCCCAUCCUGGCCCAAAUCUGGGCUCUGGCUGACAUGAACAGUGAUGGCCGUAUGGAUAUCCAUGAGUUCUCCAUUGCCAUGAAACUCAUCAAACUGAAACUCCAGGGUCACCCUCUACCCCCUGCGCUGCCUCCUAGUAUGAAACAACCCCCACUGCCUUUACCCCCACAGACUGGUUUUGGCAUGCCUCCCAUGGCUUCCAUUCCAACUCCCAUUCCAGCUCCUCUGCCAGGCGUGCCCCCGCUCCCCCUGCCCCCUCUGCCUGUCGGGGUGUCUCCCCCACUGGUCUCAUCUGCCCCACCUCCCCUCCCCCAGCCUAUUGCCAAUGGAGCUCCUCCCACAGGCAUGAUGCAGCCCAUAUCAGGCUUCUCCCACCCAGCUUCAUCUGUCAACAAGUCUUCUUCAUUUAAUCGUUCCAGUACUAAACUGCAGAAGGGGUCAUCCUUUGAUGCUGCUAGUAGUCAGCCCCCCUCUGAUUGGGCUGUUCCUCAGUCCUCAAGGCUGAAGUACAGACAGCUUUUUAACUCCCAUGACAAGAUGAUGAGUGGACACCUCACUGGUCCCCAGGCACGCACUAUCCUGAUGCAGUCUAGUCUUCCUCAGAGCCAACUCGCCACAAUAUGGAGUUUAUCAGAUAUCGACCAGGAUGGGAAGCUAACAGCUGAGGAGUUUAUCUUGGCCAUGCACCUCAUAGAUAUGGCUAUGUCAGGGUUACCGCUACCCCCUGUAUUACCAGCAGAAUACCUCCCACCCACAUUCAGGCGUGUGCGAAGUGACAGUGUUCAGUCGGACCAGAAAAGCGUGCAGGAGGAGACAGAGGAGGAGACUGAGAGCAGCCAAGAAAAGAAACUACCAGUGACAUUUGAAGAUAAGAAGAGGGAGAACUUUGAGCGAGGAAACCUGGAGUUGGAGAAGAGACGUCAGGCCCUGCAAGAGCAGCAGAGGAAAGAGCAGGAGAGACUGGCUGCACUGGAGAGAGAGGAACAGGAGAGAAAGGAGCGUGAGCGUCUAGAGCAGGAGAGGAGACGACAACAGGAACUAGAAAAACAGCUGGAGAAACAGAGAGAGCUGGAGAGGCAGAGAGAAGAGGAGAGACGCAAAGAGAUAGAGAGAAGAGAGGCUGCUAAGCGUGAAUUAGAGCGCCAGCGUCAGUUGGAGUGGGAGCGUCAACGUCGACAGGAGCUUCUGACUCAAAGAAACCGAGAGCAAGAGAGUAUAGUGCUGCUCAAAGCCAGGAAGAAGACUCUGGAGUUUGAACUGGAAGCUCUGAAUGAUAAGAAGACCCAGCUGGAGGGCAAACUGAAGGAUGUUCGGUUUCGUCUGUCGGCUCAGCGGAGGGAGGUGGAGCAGACAAAUCAGACCAGAGAAACACGCAUUGCUGAAAUCACCCUGCUACAACAGCAGCUGCAGGACUCCCAGCAGUGGCUGGGGAGACUAAUUCCUGAUAAACAGAGUCUCAACGACCAAUUGAAACAGGUUCAGCAGAACAGCCUGCACCGUGACAGUCUGUCAUCCCUGCAGAAGGCUGUGGAGCAGAAGGAGACCAGCAGACAGCAGCUCAGAGAGCAGCUGGAUGCUGUGGAGAGAGAGACGAGGGCCAAACUGCUAGAAAUAGAUGCUUUCAACACCCAGCUGAAGUCUCUGUGUGAGUUCUAUGCCAACCACUGUGCCAGGAUAGAGGCCCUGCGACGCCAGCUUCAGGAGGAACAGAGAGGGAGACAGGAGCUGCGGGAGAUCCACAGUCGGCAGCAGAGACAGAAACAGAAGGAGCUGGAGGGAGACACACACACACUGACACACACACACUCUCACAUACACACUCCAAGUGAGAGAAAGUCUGCUGAGCUGCAGGAGAGCAGGUUGUCAUCAGAGGAAAAUGUGGCCUGGAGGGAUGAAGCAGGAAGCUCUGUCCCUAAAGCUCCAAGCCCGGCCUCCGUCUCUGCGCCCGACGCCUGGCUAAACAGAGUGACUCAGGAAGAGGAGGAGAGGAAGAGGAGAGGGAUGGAGGAAGAAGAGGAGGGCCGGAAGGGAGCAGGAUCAGUAGAAGAGAAAGAGGAUGAGGGAAGGAACAAGAAGGACAUGCAAGAUACUAACAAGCUGUUCAGCCAGCCGGCAGACCCCUGGGCUUCAACAGCAGAAAAGGCUCCGGUACCCAGCCUGUUUGAACAGAAGGCGGCAGCCAGCAGCUUUGACCAGCAGCAGCCAGUAAAGGUGGUCUACUACAGGGCUCUCUAUCCAUUUGAUGCUCGCAGCCAUGAUGAGAUCAGCAUCACUCCUGGAGAUGUAAUCAUGGUGAAGGGGGAAUGGGUGGAUGAGUCCCAGACAGGUGAACCUGGCUGGCUGGGAGGAGAGCUCAGGGGGAGGACUGGUUGGUUCCCAGCCAAUUACGCAGAACGGAUACCUGACAGCGAAGCACCAAUCAGCCUGCGUUCCACAGCCUCGGCCACACCCACUUCUGCCCAGCAGCCAAUUAACACCCCUCCCCCAGCACCUGGACACACCUCCUCGUCCACAUCCUCCGCCAACAGUAACUGGGCCGACUUCAGCACCACUUGGCCCUCAAAUACAGCCAGCCAAUCAGACAGCGAGGGAUGGGACGCGUGGCCAACCUCUUCAGCCAGCCAGAAUCCAUCACUCAGUGUUCCCUCGGCACAGCUACGGCAACGCUCCGCCUUCACACCUGCUACCAUGACAACAGGCUCCUCUCCUUCACCUGUGCUGGGACAGGGGGAGAAGGUCGAGGGUCUGCAGGCUCAGGCUUUGUAUCCCUGGAGAGCGAAGAAGGACAACCACCUCAACUUCAACAAAAAUGAGAUAAUAACAGUGUUGGAGCAGCAGGACAUGUGGUGGUUAGGUGAACUGCAGACUGGACAGAGAGGCUGGUUCCCAAAAAGUUAUGUCAAGCUCAUCUCCGCCACCAUGACGGCCCCUGCUGGUGCCACGGCACGCAGCAAAAACACUAGUGAAUCUGGAGUAUCAGACAGCCCUCCCAACGGAAAACGACCCUCCCCUUCCCCAACAAAACCCUCUGAGUCUGGAGAAGAGUAUGUGGCCAUGUACACCUACGAGAGCAGUGAACAAGGAGACCUUAGUUUCCAGCAAGGAGACAUCGUCAUGGUGACCAGGAAAGAAGGGGAUUGGUGGACAGGCAUGGUGGGGGGUAAGACUGGAGUCUUCCCGUCCAAUUACGUCAAACCUCGAGACUCCGCUUCAGAGUCAUUGGGACCAGCAGGGAAGACAGGCAGCCUGGGAAAGAAACCAGAGAUCGCUCAGGUGAUCGCUCCCUACAGUGCAACAGGAGCAGAGCAGCUGACGUUAGCCCCUGGGCAGCUCAUCCUCAUCAGGAAAAAGAACCCAGGGGGCUGGUGGGAGGGUGAGCUCCAGGCCCGGGGGAAAAAGCGUCAGAUAGGUUGGUUUCCGGCCAACUACGUGAAGCUGCUCAGUCCCAGCACCAGUAAGACAACGCCCACAGAACCCACGCCUCCGAAACUGGCUCCUGCCAGCACAGCUUUGUGUCAGGUGAUCGGCAUGUACGACUAUGUGGCCCAGAACGAUGACGAGUUGGCCUUCCAAAAAGGUCAGGUGAUCACAGUGCUCAACAAGGACGACUGUGAUUGGUGGAAAGGGGAGCUCAACGGGAGGGAGGGUCUGUUUCCCAGCAACUACGUCAAACUCACCACGGAUACUGACCCGAGCACGCAGUGGUGUGCUGACCUCCACCUGCUGGAUAUGCUGAGUCCCAUGGAGAGGAAGAGGCAGGGAUACAUCCAUGAGCUGAUCGUCACCGAGGAGAACUACGUCAACGAUCUGCAGCUCGUCACGGAGAUAUUCCACAAACCUUUGUUGGAGUGUGAGCUGCUGACGGAGAAGGAAGUGGCUAUGAUCUUCGUCAACUGGAAGGAGCUCAUCAUGUGCAACAUCAAACUGCUCAAGGCUCUGAGAGUGAGGAAGAAAAUGUCAGGAGAUCGGAUGCCUGUGAAGAUGAUUGGUGACAUCCUGACCAACCAGCUGCCUCACAUGCAGCCCUACAUCAGAUUCUGUUCGUGUCAGCUGAACGGAGCCACGCUGAUUCAGCAGAAAACUGACGACAACCCUGAGAUCAAAGAUUUUCUCAAGAGGUUAGCCAUGGAUCCCAGGUGUAAGGGAAUGCCUCUGUCCAGUUUCCUGCUCAAACCCAUGCAGAGAGUCACACGCUAUCCGCUCAUCAUCAAGAAUACCUUAGAAAAUACUCCAGAGUCACAUCCAGACCACAGCCACCUGAAAGCUGCUCUGGAGAAAGCAGAGGAGCUGUGCUCACAGGUGAACGAGGGCGUCAGGGAGAAGGAAAACUCAGAUCGUCUGGAGUGGAUUCAGGCUCAUGUUCAGUGUGAGGGGCUGUCUGAGCAACUGGUGUUUAACUCUGUCACCAACUGCCUGGGUCCCAGGAAGUUCCUCCACAGCGGGAAACUGUUUAAAGCCAAGAGCAGCAAAGAGCUCUACGGCUUCCUGUUCAAUGACUUCCUGCUGCUGACACAGGUGACCAAACCUCUGGGCUCCUCUGGCUCAGACAAAGUCUUUUCCUCGAAAACACACCUGCAGUACCGCAUGUACAAGACGCCAAUCUUCCUAAAUGAAGUGUUAGUGAAGCUGCCAACAGACCCGUCAGGAGAUGAGCCUCUGUUCCACAUCUCUCACAUAGACAGAGUUUACACACUCCGAGCUGAGAGCAUCAAUGAAAGACGGCCGUGGGUCCAGAAAAUUAAGGCAGCUUCAGAACUCUUCAUUGAGACAGAGAAGAAGAAGAGAGAGAAGGCGUAUCUAGUUCGUUCUCAGAGGGCUACAGGUAUUGGUAGACUGAUGGUCAACAUUGUGGAGGGAAUUGAGCUCAAACCCUGUCGCUCCCAUGGAAAAAGUAACCCUUACUGUGAGGUGACCAUGGGUUCCCAGUGCCAUAUCACAAAAACAUUACAGGACACGUUAAAUCCUAAGUGGAACUCCAACUGUCAGUUUUUUAUAAAGGACCUGGAACAGGACGUCCUCUGUGUCACUGUGUUUGAACGAGACCAGUUCUCACCUGACGACUUCCUGGGCAGGACAGAGAUCCGGUUGGCUGAAAUAAAGAAGGACCAGGGCUCUAAAGGACCAAUCACGAAGCGACUGCUGCUCCAUGAGGUUCCCACAGGAGAGAUAGUUGUCAGGCUGGACCUCCAGCUGUUUGAAGAACCAUAAAACCAGAACAGGAUCAUACUGGACUGGACUGAAAAAGGAACUGAGAGAUGUGUUGCGAACCCAACAGCUGGGCUGGAUUAGACUAGACUGGUCUGGAUCCGGUUUCUCAGAGCUCAUUGGCUGAUGGGAGGGUGGUGCAUUCAGCUGAGGGCAAGUAUCAGUUAUUAUCAUUUGCCUGUUGGAUUAAAAGAAAAACAUAAGAAUAUUGAGUAGAUCAGGAGCAGCAAGGCAGGAUUACCCCAGGCCCCAGACCUCUAACAGACCAUCUGCAAGUCUGGAAAAGUCUUAAACUACAUGUCAGACUGGUGCGACAGUGAUGGUGCUGCAUUAUUUGCAAAUUAUCAGUAAUGGUACAACAUUUAGAUAAAACAAUAUAGACGACAGGGUCAAUGAGGCUAAUUUUCCUUUGCACCAGAUCAUCAAUCAAUGGAAAUAAAUUAUUGUCUCAGUUUCAGGCUACAUAUCAGUUUAGGGAAGCAAGACAUUUAAAUAGGAUUUAAGAGAUUAAUAUUGUACCUAAAGUGAUGUGUCAACAGGUUCUGAAUCUCUUAAAUUCUUAAAAAGUCUACAAAAGUCUUACAUACAGUAUAUCAUUAUGUCUUAAAAUGUUGCUGUUUGUUGUAGAGGUGAAAUUGUAUGGGUUAGACAGCUCCACACUGUAAUGGUAGAUUUUAAAGAUGAAAACACCCUUUAAGAAGCUGUUGUUAUAAUGGACACGUGUUAACAGGUUAACCAGCUCAGCAUCAAUAAUGUGCUACCAAGGAAUGAAAACCCAAUACCUGUUUCUGAUCUACUCCAGUCCAGUCCUCUUCUGAGCUCCUUCAGUCUGGUCCAGUGCAGUAUUUAGUCCAGUCCAGUCCUCUUGGAGAUCGGCCGGGUCUUAACUGUUUUCUCUCCCUUUGCUUCAUCAGACAGUCUCACAGACACUCCAGUGACAAUCCCAGCCCUCCCUCUUUGUCCCAACAAACCCAAACUCCUGUGUGUAUGUGUGUGUGCGUGCACCAAUGUGUGUGUGUGUGUGUGGGUGCGUGUCUGUGAGAGACUGCUGGUUUGAAUGAAUGUAUGAGUGUCAAGGUGGACAAGCUAAUUAAUGGUACGGUUCAGUGAACAUUUUCUUUUAUUUUUUUAUGUCGAGUCUUACAACUCUCUCAGAGUCUUAAGUUCAACUCUUCAGGCUUUCAGCUUUGAGGUACUGCAUGUAAAGGGACCUUGACAUUUUGAAUUUUGGUCUGUUUAGACCUUCACUGAACACUUGUCACAUUAUCUUAGAAAGUGAUAAAUAUGUACAGGUUUAAUGAGAAAUGCUAACGAUGCUAAUAAGCUGAAAUUAUAGAAAGACUUUACCCUAGUAUAUGACAAGUGUCCAGUGCACAUAAAUUACAGACAUGCCAAAAUGUCCCUUUUACAUGUAUCAGUUAUAAUAAUGGUGAUGAUAAUAUGGCUGGAACAGGGAACAGGUGUUACAGCCACUUUAAAUUGAGGUACUGUAAAGAAGAAUGUCUUAAUUUUUUCUUAUUUUUUGAUGUUGAACGCACACGGAGGUUGUAGUUUUAGGUGAUUUUUGUCACACAUCCAACCUCUGUUGUUAUGUUGCUGCUGUGUGGAGCUGUCACAGUGGCCGUCACUAUGCAGGGAGGGAAAAACCUGAAAAAUCAGGGGGGCCCAGAGCUGGAUUGAUUCGGGCCCUCGAACAUGCAAGGUACUACAGAAAUGUAUUUUAUAGGAACAGCAUUUUAGACCAUUUCCACACUCUAACCCUGAGAAAGCUCAGUGUAGGAAUAAUUUUACUGUGCGUCGGCACUCCCAGCACUUUUAAAAUAGACACUGUUGCUGAUAUUAGAGCAGAGCAAGACACGACUCGACUGACUUUUGUCACACAGCGGCCAUUUUGAAUAGUCAAAGUAGGAAACUAAACCUGGAAGACUGGUAAGACUGGUGUUGUUCUUAUUGCCAUCAAAUUCCAUGACAGACCAAAACCAACAACAUGCUAGCCCGUCUCCUAGUGAUUUCCAACUCAUCUGCCUGCCUGUGGCUGUCAACCCCAAGCCCAUUGGUUCCUACUGAAGAUCUUACUUCGUAAUCAAUAAAAAUGGCUCUUGAAUAUAGAGAUUUAUUAUUAAAAAGGCUUAGUAAUUUCCUAAAACAGCUCGGCACUGUAGUUUUGAGCAAACUUAACUCAAACAGGAGGAAAGAGAACAUUUGUUGGGGACUAUUUUCACCAUUUUCAGUGGCGGAUUAAUCCACAUUUGGUGCUGUGGUGAUUAUUUGGAGCUUUAUGGUGCAGUGGAUAUAUCAAGCUUUGGAUUCAUACAACACUUGUUAGUGGGAUACAUUCACUUUUGGUUUUGGUCUUUUCAUGAGAAUUGUUGAGAAUACAAUAUAGUAGAGUAUCACCAGACUUCGACUCCGAUCAAAAUAUAUGUCAUUAUUAUAACAUAUUGCUUUACUAAAUAAAAGUCUGACAGUUGGUUGUAAGCAGUGUGAGAGCCUAGUCUGCGUAACACCUUCUCAACAAUUUAAAAUGUCCUCUUUAAAAAGAGUAGGAGCCCUCUAUUAACUAGCAAUUGUGAAGACCUUAUGCUACAACUGCUUACAGUACUAUGGAAAUUAGUUAGCAAUAGCCUGCUGAAGUCUAGAUUGUGGCACCUGUCUAUAGCCCCAUGUCCAUGUUCAUCAGGAAAAUAAAAAGUAAUUCCCCCAGUAUUUGAGAUAAUAUCAUUUCUUAUUUGUUUAGAAAGAGGAAUAUUAAAUCCUUUAAAAAAUAAAAUGUUUUUGUAGCUUUCAUAGCUGCUGCGUACUUCCAGUGCCUUCACAUGCAGUUAUGCUAGCUUGUUCAUGAGAUAGUGCCAAAUGAAGGCCUGUAGAAGCUGUUGCUUGACUUUUUUUUUUUUUUAAGUGGAGUGUUAUUACUUUUGUCACCUGUGCUUCUCUUGUUCUUUGACAUAAAAAAACAACUAUUCACUAUUUUGAAAGAACAAAGUAUUGCUUUUUGUUUUCAGUUUUUGUCACAUUUUAACCCCUUAAUUUUAUUUGCAUAUCAUUUACCUGACUUUUUUUGUCAACAACACAAACUCAGGCAUUACUUUGAAGGCAGCAUUAAUCUUCCAAGCAGAUUUUCCUUACUUGGGUGUUCAAAAUGGCCACCAUGUUAGCCAGUUGGACAGAUAAAACGCCAGGUUGUUCGCUCAGCGGAGUUGUAUAUAUGUUAGUUAGCUAGCUACUUGGCCAGUUAGUAAAUUUAGUUAGUCAUUUUUAAUUUAAUGCCACGGUUACAGUAAUGUACUGAAUUACCACUGAGACAACCGAUAGUUACCUUAGUGACCAGCCACUGUCCAAUCAGGAGUCAGCAAGGCUCAGCCAGUUGCAGCAUCUUGACUGUGGAGGAAGGUGUGUAUGAAUGUGUGUUUCCCCUGACUGAUGAUAAUGAAGAUGAUGAAUGAUGAUGAAUUUGUCUUACAUCCCUGUCGACUCCCUCUGUACUGUUCUCCAGUACCCGUCCUCCUCCUCCCCUCCUCUCCACACUGUACUGAAACUAACCUAAUCCAGUUUGAACCUGUUCUUACUGUCUAUCUUCCAGGUUGUGUAUAAUACUACUGCUAUCUGAGAGUUAAUAUAUGAGUGCUACGGGGGGCGAUAGAGACAGCCUGCUGUUAAUUAUCACUGUAGAAGAUGAUGUACGUUGUUGUCUUUCAAUGUUCAGAAUAAACUUCAGUUGGACCAAAACUGUA
This is a messenger RNA of Lates calcarifer (barramundi perch), 9323 nucleotides long. RefSeq names its product intersectin 1 (SH3 domain protein) (gene itsn1). The record is from RefSeq and is a predicted model, not a curated record. Gene Ontology annotation, biological process: positive regulation of Rho protein signal transduction. Gene Ontology annotation, molecular function: protein binding; guanyl-nucleotide exchange factor activity; calcium ion binding. Lineage: Eukaryota; Metazoa; Chordata; Actinopteri; Centropomidae.